Cynoglossus semilaevis (tongue sole) is the source of this 892-nucleotide messenger RNA. Its product is annotated as gamma-crystallin M3-like. The transcript is spliced from 3 exons. The record is from RefSeq and is a predicted model, not a curated record. The coding region runs from base 145 to 858 and encodes 237 amino acids. Gene Ontology annotation, biological process: lens development in camera-type eye; visual perception. Gene Ontology annotation, molecular function: structural constituent of eye lens. Lineage: Eukaryota; Metazoa; Chordata; Actinopteri; Pleuronectiformes; Cynoglossidae.
CAGCUAUUGCUGACAAAACAGAAUAUGUCGGGAUAACAUAACAAUACGUGACUGGUAAUUGUUUAACCUUACGAUGGCCUCUCCCACAUGAUGCGCCAGAAAAUUGUCCCUUAGAAACUUUGACGCUGCAUUCUGGCCAGUUCCAUGUCACGGCUGCUGGCUCAGGGGCUUUUGGACAAAGGUCUAUUUAGCAGAGCAGGUAUAAAUGGAAGGGUCAAACCAAACAGGGGUACAGUUUGUCACAAGAGCAAAGAACAGCAAGCAGCUCCAGCAGCUCCAGCAGAAGCCCUACCAUCCAGCAAAAUGACCACCAGUGGAAUGAACAUGAUGAGCAAGAUCAUCUUCUACGAAGACAGGAACUUCCAGGGGCGUUCCUAUGAGUGCAUGAGCGACUGCCCUGACAUGUCCUCCUACCUGAACAGGUGCCACUCCUGCAGGGUGGAGAGAGGCUGCUUCGUGGUCUACGACCGCACCAACUACAUGGGCAACCAGUACUUCAUGAGGAGGGGAGAGUACGCUGACUACAUGAGCAUGAUGGGCAUGAGUGACUGCAUCAGGUCCUGCCGUAUGAUCCCCAUGUACAGAGGAAACUACAGAAUGAGGAUCUACGAGAGGGAGAACUUUGGAGGCCAGAUGACUGAGCUGAUGGACGACUGUGACAACAUCAUGGACCGUUUCCGCAUGUCCAACUGCAUGUCCUGCAACGUGAUGGACGGACACUGGCUGAUGUACGAGCAGCCCCACUACAGAGGCAGGAUGAUGUACUUCAGGCCUGGAGAGUACAGGAACUUCAUGAACUACGGCAUGAGCGGCAUGAGGUUCAUGAGCAUGAGGCGCAUCACUGACUCCUGCUACUAGACUCUUUGCACUAAAUAAAACUGUCACAACUUGA